CUCUCUACCCACCCUACUCGAGAACUCACACACCGACAGAACUCCCCCCCUCCCCCCAAAUACUACAGCCAAUCAACUAAUCAAAUAAUCAACAAAAUGACAAACCUCUCCGGUACCCUCCCCACCCCACCUCGGCCAUAAUCCAAGCCAUUCCUACUUAAACUCCAGCUAACAUCCACCACCCCACCCCCCAGACGGCGAAGACAGUCAAAUGCAAGACUCCCCCUCCAGCACCCCGUCGACACCUCCCGCGGCCCUCUCAAACCCGACCGAGAACCUCACACUGCACUCACCACCCGUGGAGCAAACCCCGCCAGCCUCGCAGCAAAACACCCCGAUACCGAACUGGGCCAGCAAGCGCGCGCAGGAGGAGGCCGAGACCGCCAGGGAGAAGGUUGUCGACGCGAAGUUUACUACAAAGUGGCUCGGGGACGACCUUGAUGAGGGUGACAUGUGGAAGAAUGGGUAGUCGAUCACAGCUUGUUUCUUUCACUCCACGACCGGGGGGGGGGGGGGGUAAUUAUGAUGUUUUUUUUUAAAGGAAAAAAAAAAGGCUAUGGAGACUCUUU
This is a messenger RNA of Tuber aestivum (summer truffle), 569 nucleotides long. NCBI's taxonomy places the organism in Eukaryota, Fungi, Ascomycota, Pezizomycetes, Pezizales, Tuberaceae. The record is from the annotation of a GenBank genome assembly.